CUGGAACAUUCUACUUCCGUCAACAAACAAUUUGAUUCGCAUCCUAGCUAAGCAUUUCGUUCGAGAUAGAGACCUAGUAUGAUAAAUAAAGGUUCUUUCUACAAAGACGUUAUUUGUCAUAUGCCAUGUAUGACCCACAUAAACCACCCAAUAUCAUCAAGAAUAUUAACGAGGAGCUGCUUAUUCCUAAUAAACUUUGUCAGCCUAUUUCAUCCGAUAGAUCAGUGUGCAUUGUGAAUGAAGAAUGGCUCAGAAAUAUACAGAGAGGUCAGAUUAUUGCUGUUUCUGGUGCAGACUCAAUUGAAACAUGUUUGGCAGAGAGAUAUCUUUCUCGAUCAUGUGACAAGAUACCAACCCCAUGGGUUAGGAUUACAGUAAAAACUAUUCUGAAGUCAGAUGAGCUUUAUGAAAGUUUACCUGGCCAAUGUCUACAAAAGCAGUGGGCAUGCGGCAGUCUGUAUGAGUUCAUGUCUCAUAUAACUAAAGAAAAUAUGACCAACUUAUGGAUACAAGCUCAGAGUACGUUAACUAAUGGAGCUCAGUUUUAUUCAUCAAAAAAAGAAAGUUUAACAUUUACAGAGUUAGUGAGAAAACUUCUCCGAAGACUGAACCCAUUAGUGUACAUCAACCUCCAGCCAUCUCUUGACACAGACAUUUCAAGAUCAACUACCAGCAGCAUUUGCUCCGCAGACUCUAUUUGCACAGGCAGCAGCAGUAGACCAGGCAGCUUUUACACUGUAACAGAUGCCCCCUUAUGCCAUGGCAUUGUUCCUGUUCAUGCAGUUAUUGAGACAGAGCAUUGCUUCUUUGUCAUUCAGCCCUAUUACCAGUUUGUCCUACGCAACGCCAUCAGUUAUAGCCCGUCCAUACUUGACACAUGCCAUGCCAAGCCACUGUUUAUAUUUUAUCAGCUGCUUCAUGUGAUGCAGUCCUUGCACAAUCAUGGUCUUCGAAUGGGAGAUAUACGACUCAGUGAUAUUGUUAUGGACAAAAAUAUGUGGUUGCGUGUCACCUGUCCAAGGAUUUCUAAUCUUAAAGCUGUCAAUACCAACUUGUCCAGUCCAGAUUCUCUUUCAGGGUCAUUAUAUUUAACUGCCAAUUCACCUGAUGCUAGUCACAAAUUACAUUUUUUAUCUCUCUUCAAUGAGAAUUAUACUUCAUCAUAUCAACAGAGUCCCAAUGGAACAACAAAUCAAGAAAAAAUGUUUCAAGCAGCCUGUGAUUUUAUGAAAGCCCAGCAGUAUAAAAAUUUUGAAAUCACGAUGUUAGACUCUAUAGUUGAGGCCUGGGUUCAUCGUCAGAUCAACAACUUUCAAUACUUGAUGAUUCUGAACCAUCUAGCUGGAAGACAAAUGGGUGACCCCAAUAACCAUCCAGUACUUCCGUGGGUUUUGGAUUUUUCUUCACCAGAUUCAGGUUAUAGGGAUCUCAAAAAGUCAAAGUUUAGGCUAAAUAAAGGUGACAAUCAACUUGAUUUUACUUACUCAGGGAUGGGAGAGUUCUCAGAAACUAUGGCACAUGUUCCUCAUCAUGUGAGUGAUAUUCUUUCAGAUAUUACGUAUUAUGUUUAUAAAGCGAGACGCACAUCUAAAAGUAUUCUCUGUGCUCAUGUGCGAUCAAAAUGGGUUCCCCAUGAAUACCCACUGAGUAUGCAACGUUUGCAAGAUUGGACUCCAGAUGAAUGCAUCCCAGAAUUCUUCACAGACCCAACCAUUUUUGACUCUAUUCAUGAAGAUCUUCCAGACUUAGAGAUUCCCCCAUGGAGCAAAAAUGCAUUAGACUUUGUCAUCCGACAUUUAGCAGCCCUGGAAUGUGAUUAUGUCAGUACCAACCUUCAUCAUUGGAUUGAUCUAACUUUUGGUUAUAAGCUUAGUGGAACUGCUGCUGUGAAAGCUAAGAAUGUUCAUCUCCACCUGGUGGAUCAACACACUUACCUUAUUCCCUAUGGAGCUAUGCAACUUUUCGCACAACCCCACCCCCAGAGAGAACCUCAGAAAACUGCAACAGCCUCCAUGGUGCCUCAGAUUACUAGAGUUUUACUCAAUUCUCAACUACUAACAUAUGGAUUACCAGAAGUGCAAAAAGACUCUCAAGGAUCUGAAUUGAGUGAAAUGUCAGAGGCUGGGAGAAUCAACCAGGCAACAAUUCAUUUGCCUAGAAACUAUAACCCAACCACUGAACUAGAGCAAUGUGAAACCCUGCAGGAAUUUAAAGCCAAGGCCCUGCACUCGACAAGAACACAUUUCCCAGCACCCAAGCCGCCAUUGCCCCCAAAAUAUCAAGAUGAUGGUGUCACUGAGGAUAUGGUAACUCUAUUGUGUUUGGUGUGUGAAAUAUUCCUUGAUUCAAGGCUACGCAUGCAAGACACACAGGUACCUUUGUGGAAAAGACUUAAGACAAUCAAGAAAAUACUUUCCCCUGAUUAUUCAGAAAUUCAGAGACCUCUUCAGAAAUUUGUGAUGGACAUGUUUGAAAGUCUAGAAGUGACACCGGAUAAAAAGUUUGUAUUACAAGCCAUAUUUCCUGAUGGCAGUCCACCGCCAACCCCCAGCUUGUUGAUUCAAUCCUACUCAGACCUGAUCCCUUACCCAUCCUACUUUAGUGAGCUGUAUUCUUGUCUGAGUCAAAUUGAAGGCAAACAAUUGGAGAUUGAGCAGCUGAAGAUGAGUUGGAUGCCUUUAGGGGAAAAAACAAACAGAAUUAAACAGCUGGAGAGAGAAAAGGUUCCCAUACUGGAUAUGUUUUUAUGGCGCCAUCAAAGUUAUCUUGGAUCAGAAGGUAUGGGUUUAGUCUUACCUUACAUCCAGGAUUUAUUACAAAAUGAAUUCACCACAGUCCAUGCAGCCUGGUCACUGUUCAAUGUAGUCACCAGAGAACUUGGUCCAGAAGAGUCCACCAAACAGUUUUUGCCUUCCUUGACUGCUCUUUAUUCUGGAGAAAUCUCAUCAGCCAAGCAUAUUAAACUUUACCACAGAUCUUUCUUGACUCACCUUAUCAUACGCCUAGGUUUAAAAACAUUUCUAACAUAUUUCUCAACGUUGCUUGUUGAAGCUGUGGCAGGCUACAAGGACUUUCCUAUCGCCAACAGGUUCUACUCAGAGGAACUCAUGGAAGCUUUAAACCAAGAUGCUAUUUUUACUACAAAGCGAGACAUUGCCAAGUCUACUCCAUGGACUGAGGGUGUUCAGGAUUACAUUGACUCUGUAGAUGAGGACAAUGUGGAAGACUAUGAGGGAAGAGAUGAAGAUAACCUAGAUUCUCUGACAGAUCCCACAGCAUUCGAUGGCAGCCAUGUUUUGUUAGAGACAGAGGGUGUAACAGUAAAAGAUAGUUUAGAACAAGCUGAUGAUUUGGAAAGGGUUUCUAUCGACAGUGUGGAAGGAGAAGAUGUAAUUAGUGAAGCUGUAAGCCAACUCCGCAGAACAAAAGCCUCUGGAUACAGCAGUGAAGACCAAUAUUCCAUUCACAGCCUUUCCAAUAUCUUACAAAAAAGAAAUCCCUUACAGAGUAUUGACCUUGACCCCUUUGAAGACACUGACAUUGUUUUUGAAGAGAAUGAUCAGAAUGAUGCUCCCAGUUCAGCUGCACAAGGUAUAGAAAAGAAGAUAAAAAGUUCUCAGAAGGAGGAUACACUGGAACCAAAGUCAAGCAGAAGUGUUCUCUCAGAUCAACCAAGUUCUCAAACAAGGCAUGCUCAUUUUUCAAAAAGUCUUCCUGUCCAGUCUGAAGGCAAUUUUGUUCUGAAUGAAAAUCUAGACAAAAAUACUUGUACAAAAGAAGCUGCAGUAAAAGUAGAUGCAGAUUCAGCUGGUGAUAAUAAAGAAAAGCUUGCUAGAGACAAUCAGCAUUUGGACACUAAAAAAGAAGACAGCCCUUCAGAAAAUGUGGAUAGAGUCGAUGGCAGGAAGUCAACCUCAGACAUGGUUCGCAGCGAGACAGAGGAUCUUAUGCAUCACCUGACAUCAGACAACUCUGGCUGCAUCUUCAACAUCAGAGACGUUGCUUGUGACUCUGUCAAGUGGCUGUGUCAUAAACUAGGUCCAGUGCUGGCCACCAAAUAUCUGUCCAGAAACUUGGUCCGCAUGCUGGCCCUGUGUUACCUUGGACAAGAACAGCUGCAGUUUGUUGAUGAAAAAGAGGUCAGUAAGACAUCCAGGCUUGUGGUUGGAGAUGUUAAUGCUCAAAGAGUGCUGGAAUGCAUAGGAUUCUCUGUGGUACUCUAUGGAGAGCAAGUUAUUCUCAUUCAAUGUCUACCCAAUAUCAUGGACAUGAUUGCACUGGCCCAGAAAAGAUUGUCCCCACGAACUGAAGCUGGACUUAUUGCCUCCGUCAUAUUGCUGUCUUUCCUGAUCCCUUACAUGUCUGAUACAUCUCUUAUGUCUGUUUUAGAAGAUCAUAUCCUUAGCUCCUGUAUCAGUCCAAUUGUCUCACUUAUUACCUCCCCUACCACCUGUUGCCCAAAUGGUCCACUUGCCAGAUUGGUUCUCUGUCACAAAUUCAUUGACUUGCUGUAUAUCUUGGGACUCCGUCUCGGAUUUGAGAUGACCAGAAAGUAUUUAACAAAGACCAUGGUCACCUUGUUCAACACAUUCAGCUAUGUCUAUGGCCAGUCAUUUUCUCCCAUUGAAAAUCAGUCUUUGGAGUCAACUCAAGAGGCUACCAGCUCUGGUUCCGAUGAGUCCUAUCUGAAUAUUAAAAUGGACAUUUUGACAAAUCAGUACAAAAUUGGGUCACCAGUGGAUCCAAGAACACUUAAAUCUUUACCAAAGAAGACCUUAAGUAAGAUGCACAGCCUGAGCAGUGUGGGAAUCAUAGAUGACAAAGAUGAUUACAUGGAUGCAGCUAGAUCCCCUUCAACUACUACAGAGAAAUGUACAUUGGAAUUGAAAACUGUGUUUUCUGCUGAACUAGCGCAGGCCUGUUACAUUCCCUUUUGUAGGAUAUUUGGAAGCAUUCAUAUGGAAGAGAAUCUCAAUAAUGAAGACUUAAUAAGACAACUGUGUGCCCAGCAUGACAGUCAGACAGAUUCUUUUGUUCAACAAGCUGAAGACAACAAAGUGUCAGAGGCAGCUCAGGUGGAUGAAGAUCUGAUGACACCAACAGAUGACAGUGUUGUCACAGGUGGUCUUGGUAGCAAUGUGGCCCUGGUUGGAAACAGAAUCAGUUUAACUGAUUCUUCUCUCAGCACACCUGUUCGCUCAGAAAUAGGUCAGUUUGGCAGGGGCUAUAAACAUAAUGGAAUCUUGUCUAUUCAUUAUGAAGACAUACGAUCAGCUGAAAUGGAGUCUAACAAAUCUAGACAUCUCAAAGGCAACUGGUUGGCUUAUUGGGAGAGAGAGUUGGGUUUGCAUGAAAGAGACACAAUGUUUAAUUUUUUGCAAAUUGAACUGCAGACAUACAUUGGGCAUAGUAGCAGCAUACGAUCCAUACAUGCAAUGGAUACUGAAAACUGUUUUAUUUCUGCAAGCAAGGAUAAAACUGUCAAACUCUGGUCUAUAAAUAGCUGUGGUGAUGGCAUGAAAAAACAAACUUCCCAGUUUUGCUACAUGCGUCAUAAGAAAUCUGUUUUCUCAGUUUGUUAUGUAGAGAGUAUGAGACUAGUUGCCUCAUGUGAUAGUACAGUACAUAUCUGGGAUCCCUACACUGGUGUGUCAGUCAAUCAACUUGAGUCCUCCAGUUAUCCCCCCAUUGUUGCCUUGGCUUCACUUCCUGCUCCAUCCCCUUUAGUUGUCACAGCAACCACUGAAGCCACCUUGAGAUUUCUAGACCUGCGAACAUCAAAAUAUAUACAUGAGUUUCAUUGUUCAGUGGGAAACACAGGUUUGAUUCGCUGCCUGGUAGUGAGUCCAGACAGCAGUUGGAUUGCUGUAGGCUUCUCCUCAGGCUUGAUUUCCAUACUAGAUAUUAACAGUGGCAUCUUGUUACAUUACUGGAAAGCUCAUGAUGGGGAAAUCCUUCAGCUGAAAGCAUAUAGCAAAUCUCGAUUGCUGUCAUCUUCCUUUGACCAGACCAUCAAACUGUGGAAUGUAGACACUGGUCAGGAAGUUUGUGCUAGUAAAAAUCAAUCAGAGCCAGUGCACUGUUUGUGUUUGUAUAGAGAUCAGCUGAUCUGUGCCACAACUGCCAAUAAAAUCUCUGUCUAUGCCAAUAUUACUGAUACAAACCCAGCAUCGUCAUCAAAACUUAGAUCUUCUGCUUUUAAAGGAGUGCUCACUCACAUGGCAGUACUGCCACUGAACAAAGCUCUGCUGCUCAGUUCUGACAAUGGCAUUAUCAGGCUCAUGGCAUGACAACAUUAUCAACAGAAUACACUUUGAAUGAUGGUAAUCACAGCCAAGGCAUUCUCACAGCACAACAGGACAAGAAAAUAUUGUCCACACAUUAUUAAUUCAGUUAUUGUUGCCAUCUUGUUGCAAAAGAAAAACAUGUGAGUUGUAACAUACAACCUGCCUCUGAGAUAUAUGACUAAGUUUAAUAUGCAUUUCUGUUUUUUGAGUUUGCAUGUUUAGAACUGGUUUGUUGAUGUUACUGUUUUCUGGGUUUUUAGAUAAGUUAUCUUUUUUUCCCCAUUAUAAAUUGUAGACCUAACUAAGUCACAUUUGUACAAUGCACACCAACUUUCUGAACCAGUUUGUAAGAGUUUCGUUAGUACAUUGUUAAACAUACUUUUAUAUUAAGCUUUUUAUUGAUCUUUACCCAACCAUCCAUCCUAUUAGCAUGUAGGGCUCUGGUCUGAUUCAACACAUCUUUCCAUUCAAAUCUCGCCCAAGCUUUUUGUCUCAUGUAUGAACUCCAAGUGAGUGUAGAUCUGCUUCUAUCAAACCAUUAGAUACUAAUGUAGAAAAAUGUUGUGUUUACAGUAGCGGUAGUCAAGUUCUAAUGUAUUAAGGAGUAAAAACUUGUUUUUUUGUUAUCAAUUUGGAACAUUAUAAUAGAAAAUUAAGUGCUAUUUAUUUUGAUUUUAAGUGACUGAAAACUAGAUGUUUAAAUCAAUUCUUUCAUGAAUGAAGUAAAGAGUGCCCUUGCCACAGUGUAUAGAGAGCCAACUGUAUAAAUGAGAUAAUGAUGAGGCCUCAUUCUGUUUUAAUGUUCACAGAAAUAUGCUUUGUUUCUUUAUUACAUUUAAUCUUUCACAAAUUUUGAAAAAUAUAGAAUUUAAAAUAAAAGGUAACUCUGUAUACUUCUGCUACACCAUCUGACUAGAAUUAGGAUUUUGAGGGUUAAAUAAAGUGGUUAUGGCUUAUUAUUGAGAUUUGUAAUGGACAAUUAUGAUUUUUUCAAACUUUAUCUUAUUCUUACCUAUUUUACAAUAAUAAUUGUUAGUUGAUUUUGUAUCAAAUUGAUAUUUCAAAUACUAACAGUUAAGACAAUUUAAGUCUUGAAAAAAGACCAAGUAAUUUUGUAAAUGUAUUUCAAAAGGCUCCAUUUAAAAAUAAAUAUGUUCAUUUCUUACCCUCUAAUACAUGCUCAAAUCAAAUGGUAGUAAAAAAAAUGAUGCCAUUGUAGCUCUUUUCAAUAGGUCAAGGACAAACAUUUUGCUCUAAAGGACUACUUUAUUAUUUUCAGGACUUCUCAUUUUUCUCUAUUCUUUCACAUUGUUCUAAGCUGAAAGCAAAGCUGGCCUACAAUGUACAGACAUGUAUUUCAUGUGAUACCUGACUAUGUUGAAAGACACACUCAUUUGUUUCUCAGCUAUUUCAAGUUGUCCUUCUCACUUUUCACUUGUUUUGUUUUUUAUUCAUUUACUGAAGUGUCUGAAAUAAUAUUCACUGCUAUUGAAACCAAGUAAAACUUAAACGCUGUAUGGCGACAGAAGCAAAUGGCAUAAUUUAAAAAUGUUUCUUUUACAUACGUGUUAUCAAAAGUUUAAUUGUUGACAUAAUAGAAAUGAAAGCAUAUUUCUUUCAAGAGUUUAUUUUAUAAUAAAGAUUUUUUUUGUAAUUGGUUUUGGUGACUAAGGUUUUCAAAGAAUUUAUUUUUGUAUUGCUUUUAUAUAUUUUAUGUAAACAGUUUAUUGUAUGAAGUGAUACUUUAUGUGUAUUUUUUGUUUUUUGUUUCAUUGAACAACAAAGGUUUCAUUUUUAUACAUUUUUUAAACGUCAAGAAAAUGUUUUGCAUGCCCCCUAUAGCCAAAACUCUGAAAGUGUAUUAAAUUAUAGACGCUAGUCUUAUUUUUUUUAUUGGCCUCCUUCAGUCAUAGAAUGACUAUGGUUCAUCUCACGCACUUCCUCAUGUGGCUGUGGAGCCCAAUUUUGGAGAGACUCUCCCGUCCACAAAUAUCGCAGGUUAAGGUGGCUUUUGCUUCAGUGGUAGAGGGUUAGGGCCAUUUUCGUAUUGUACGUUUUUCUUCCUGAGCUGAGACCCAUGUUCUUUCACUGUCCAUAGCUUUCUUGGUCACUGUCUCUCUCCAUCUGGUGCGGUCUAGAGCUAUGUCUUCCCAAUGGUCAGUAUUGAUGUUCACUGAUUUGAGGUCCCGUUUUAUUACAUCUAUGUAACAGAGGUGGGGGCAACCAGUUUUUCUUGAGCCUCUCGUGAGUUGUCCGUUGAGGAUGACUUUCGGAAUGUGAUUGUCCUCCAUCCGGCAAACAUGUCCAAGCCAACGUAAGCAGCAUUGUGUGAGGGUUGUAAAGAUGCUGGGAAUACCUGUUCGUGCAAGGAUCUCAAUAUUGCACACUUUUUCUUUCCGUGUGAUUUUCAUGAUCCUACAGAGACAUCUCAAAUGGAAUGAGUUCAGUUUUCUCUCUUGCUUUGCAUAGGUGGUCCAUGAUUCACUGCCAUACAGUAGUGUACUCAUAACGCAUGCCUUGUAGACUCCAUUUUGGUCACUGUAGUGAGCUUCUGGUUUUCCUAAACUCUUGGCCUGAGUCUAGCAAAGGUCGAGGCAGCCUUUCGUAUGCGUUUUUUUAUCUUCUCUUCUACAGACAGGACAUCUUGAAUUGUGGAUCUCAGACGGCAGAAUUCAUUUACAGCGUCCAGCUUGUUAUCGUCAAUGAGGAUGGAGGGUGGUGCUGUAACAGGUGGUCCCAUAACAUUUGUUUUCUUCGUGCUAAUAGUCAAGCCAUAUUCUUUACAGGAGAGAAGCGGGACAUUAGUGACUGAAUUUCCUCUUGUGUGUGUGCCACUACCGCUGCGUCAUCCGCGAAUAACAUAUCUCUUACGAGGGUGGUUCUGAUUUUAGUUUUGGCCCUCAGUCUGGCAAUAUUUAGGAGUUUGCCAUCAAAUCUGGAAUGGAGAUAGAUGCCUUCGGUGGAUUUGUCAAACGCGUUGUGGAUUAGCAGUGAAAAUAGUAUUUCAAGAGGGAUGGAGCCAGGACACAUCCUUGUUUAACUCCGCUGUUUAUACUGAAACUUUCUGAGCUGGCACCAUUGAAUUGCACUGUACCCAUCAUAUUUUGGUGGAAAGAUAUGAUUACAUUUAGUAGCUUGGGUCAAGAACAUGUUUUGCAUGCACCCUAUAGCCAAAACUUUGAAAGUGUAUUAAGUGAAAAUAGUAUUCCAAAGAGGAUUGCUGUUUAUACUGAAUUGCACUGUACCCAUCAUAUUUUGGUGGAAAGAUACGAUUACAUUUAGUAGCUUGGGUCAAGAACAUGCACCCUAUAGCCAAAACUCUGAAAGUGUAUUAAAUUAUAGACCCUAGUCUAUAUAUCAAAAUACUCAUUAAAUACAUUUAAUUUAAACAAUUUUUUAUUCUUUAAUUUAUUUAUUACAGUUGUCAGUUAAAAUGCAUAGUCAAUUUUGAUUGAUUUCAAAUGUAUAAAAAAUGACACUAACUCAGAGGGUUACUAGUCAUUAUUUAUUUUGACGUCUGCUACUUUUAAAAUAGUCACUAAUUGAAAUUAGCUUUAGAUCCAAUGGAGCAAAAGAUUGUAUUUUUUUUAAACAUAUAGAGUUAAAAUAAAAACACAAAAGUGUUGAGUGAUGGCUUGCAGUAAAGGUUUAUUUCUAAAAAGUAAUUUUUAAUAUCUUAAAUUUAAUGACUAAACACUUUUUAGUGAUUAGCUCAAAAAUUAUGCACCUAGUUAUACUAGACAAAACAAGACUAGAAUAGAUUACACUACAAUAGACUAAUCAGGUUUGAAAUUAAAUGCAUUGAAAAAUGACAGUAAAUUUUAAAGCCAUUUCUAUCUCUAUCAUUUUGUUGAUUAUUUACAAAUGCAUGAGGUUAGAUUUUGCUACAUCAAAACUAAAUUUUAUAAAAUUUAACUUUAUCACAGUAAUUUGCUUCUUUCAAAAAGUUUAUUUUAUUGCUGCUACCUGUAAGAAAUUAAAUUAGCCUAUCACUUGAUUAGGAAGAACAUGCAUUAACUUUUUUUUUUAUUUUGAAGUAGUCUCUUUUUAGUGAACUAAAUUUUUUACUUCAUGGAAUUUCAGUUUUGAGGGUUUUUGUGUAGUAAAAAGAAAGAGUCACUUUGUUGUUUCUAACAGUGCUGCUUAGUGAACUAUUCUUCAGUCCCUCUUGUCAUUGACUUCAAGUGCUCAUAGAGACAAAUGAUGAUGCAAUGCAAUGUUGAUGUAUAAAGGUCAACAAAUUCCAUUCUGAUGCCAUACACAGAAAGAGAACAAACCCAGUACAAUUUGAAAAUUGACUUUCCUUUAUUUUUUUUUUUACUUUUGUAAAAUGUGUAUUAUUUACUUCCUUUUUUUUUUUUUUUUUCAUCAUUCCAUUUUUUUUACAAUCUUUAUCUCAUGUUUUUGUACAUAGAAAAAGGUUGGUUCUCUGACCUUCACCUUUGAUGUUUAACAUAAUGGUGACAUGUUGUUAGUAUUUACACAAUGCUUUAUUUUGUUGUAUUUAUUGUUUACCUAGCAUUUGUUUUGUUAACUCUUUAAUUCUCACAAAAAGAAAAACAAACUUCAGAUUUAUCCUAGACCUAACUUUUUUUUUUUAUAUGUUACUAUUUUAUUUUGAUCACAAUUUUUGUUGAAAUAGCAAAAAUAGCAAUAGCCAGAUUUCUUGACCAAGUAUAUACAAUUGUGUUUGUUAGCUGGAUAAUAUAUUUUAAGUAGAUAUCUACACACAUUUUUUUUUAUUCAGUAUUAUAAAUGCAUUUCAGAAUUUGUCAGUUUUAGCCAUUAUCCAUGACAAAAAAAAUAUGAAAUGAAUUUGUUGAAAAGUUGAAAAAAAAAACUAUGACAAUAGUCAC
Messenger RNA from Biomphalaria glabrata, 11143 nucleotides. Its product is annotated as WD repeat-containing protein 81-like. The record is from RefSeq and is a predicted model, not a curated record. Lineage: Eukaryota; Metazoa; Mollusca; Gastropoda; Planorbidae. The transcript is spliced from 28 exons. Gene Ontology annotation, molecular function: phosphatidylinositol 3-kinase regulator activity; protein binding. Gene Ontology annotation, cellular component: mitochondrion. Gene Ontology annotation, biological process: aggrephagy. Bases 126 to 6290 code for a protein of 2054 amino acids.